This is a messenger RNA of Caenorhabditis sp. 36 PRJEB53466, 2394 nucleotides long. The record is from the annotation of a GenBank genome assembly. NCBI's taxonomy places the organism in Eukaryota, Metazoa, Nematoda, Chromadorea, Rhabditida, Rhabditidae.
AUGUCACGCGACUCUCCCGCGGAUUCCGGAAGCGUGAGUAUUCUGUUUAUUGUUGUUCCAAAACGUAUUCAUAUUUCUUUCAGUUGAGCGAAAAGAAGCGGUUCGAAAAUCAUCUGCGAAUCCUUCUGAUCAGCUGGCUCCGUGACGCAAAGAUUCCGUUCGCAAUGGUCGACAAUCCGAGAUUCCGCGAUAUUAUUCACCAUCUGAACCCGAAAAUCGAUCCGCCCAGCUUCUCGAGUCUUCUUCAAAUGGCUGCUCUGGACAACGACAAGUUCCAGACGUACGACUCGGUGCUCAAGUAUGACGUGCUCCGAGAAAAGAUCGAAAAAGAGUCCGGAAUCAAUUACCCCGUCGACAGCGAGUCUUCCAACCUUCUGGAUCCUUCUAAAUUCGUCUUCGGAUCUCGCACCUAUCUUCCGCUGAACCUCAAGGAACUUCCGACGGUCGAAGAGUACAAAGUGGGGCAUUAUGAGGCGAAAUCAGGGCUGAUCAACUGGCCGUGCAUCGUGUGUCUCAAACGACACAACUGGAACAAAGUGCGGACGGUUACGGCCGGAGAAGCGGUCAUCUUCAUGUUCGUGUGCGUCGCCGAGGGAGUCUAUCCGUUGGAGGUCGCACAAAAACUUUGUGCGUUGAAGCAGACAAAGUGUUGUGUCGAGCAUUUUAUCCCUGUGGUAAGUGUUUAAUGAUUCAUUUACUGGCACCGUUUGAUAACUCGAUUUCAGUACGAAGCAACGCUCCGCCGCAUAGGAAUCAAGCACCCGAAUCAGAUUGACAACGUCGACAUUCAUCUGCUUUCCGACGCUCUCGCCAUCGUUCGAAGUAUAAAAGACGUAGAUAAGCACACGGCGGAUGCUCGCGAGAAGUACGUGAAGCCGUUCAGAACGUCGUUGAACAGCUUUUUGAAAAACUAUCAACCGAAGGCGGUUUUCCCGGCCGUACAUUAUGUGGAAAAGGUGAGAUUUGAGAAUUCGUGUAAGGGGUCGAACCGAACUGCUUCAGAUGAAGAGAAAACGAGCAUCACAAGAGGCUCCACAGCUCCGAUCGCCUCCACCUCAACCAUCUGGACCAGUGACUACGCAACUGGCCAGUGCGGGCCGCCCGGGAGAAGACAGCUUUCCGGAGCAGCUCCUCGAAGAAAACGUGUCCAGCACAACGAAUGUUUCAGUUUCCCGCUAUGAUUUCAUUGAGAACCUUUAGAUUCUCACUAAUUUUCUAACAUUUUUGAUUAGCAUUUGUUGACAUUCCAGUAGUUUUGUACUUCUUUCCGGUUAGAUAAUAUCAUUGCACAAUUUUGGAUCUCUUGAGUAACCUAAACAUAUAUAUUUUGCCCUUUUUUGGCUGUCAACUUGGCUCUGUGGUAAAGUUGUUUCAACUAAAACUUACCUUUUGUUAUGUUUUGAACGGAUCUUUUAUCCUUAUUCAGGUCCAAUGCCCAAAAUAACCACUGCUCUCAUCGAUUUGAGUGGAACAUUGCACGUGGAAGAGCUUGCGAUUGCGGGAGCUCAGACCGCUCUCGAGGUGCUGCGGAGCCACGUGGCAGUGAAAUUUGUGACGAAUACGACAAAGGAAUCGCAGAAUCUGCUGCAUCAAAGACUUCAAAAGUGCGGAUUCCGAAUUGAAAAGCAUGAGAUAUUCACGAGUCUCUGCGCCGCGCGUGAUCUGAUUCUCAAGAAUCGAUACCGCCCGUUCUUCAUGUUGGACGAGAAGGCGAUGGAGGAUUUUGAAGGUGGCAACGAAAACAACAGUAGCUGCAUAGUAUAUGACUUUCAGGAAUUCCGACGGACGAUCCGAAUGCAGUUGUUAUUGGUUUGGCGCCGGAGAAGUUCAACGAUUCGACAAUGACCGAGGCAUUCCGACUGAUCAAAGAAAGUGAGUUUGCCUACAUUCCAACCAGGAUCCACUGAUUUUGACUUGUAGACAACGCUGCUCUCAUCGCAAUCCAUAAAGGAAGAUAUUAUCAGAAAAAGGACGGAUUGCACUUGGGACCCGGUGCUUACGUGGCCGGAUUGGAGUAUGCCACGGGUGUUCAGGUCUAGUCCAUUUUGAAAUCUAUCAAGUACCUGAAAUUGAUGACUUUCAGGCCAAAAUAGUCGGUAAACCAGAGCGACUCUUCUUCCAAAUGGCCCUCGAAACCCUUUCCACUCCGGCCGACUUCUCCAGCGCCGUCAUGAUCGGAGACGACGUGAACGACGACGUUCUGGGCGCCGUCGAGGCGGGAAUGCGGGGAAUUCUUGUGAAAACUGGCAAGUACAGAAGUGGUACGUCUUCUGAAAGAGUUUCAGAGUGCCAGAGAAAUACUGUAUGGUUUCAGGAGACGAAGAUAAAGUGCAAAAUGUGGCCGAUUCGUUUGUGCAGGCGGUAGAGAUGAUUAUUGCGAACCGAGUAGAAUAA